CAACCCGAAAAAAAGCCAUGUUUUUGCGUUUCUGAGCCAAAUGCUACAAACUACUUAUGAGGUGUUUAUCAGAUUUUAUCAGUGAUUUCAAAUAUGUUUUUGAAAUGGCAAUUUGACCUUCAGAGUCUAGUCUUGUAGAGCUGCGCGACAGCGAUGCAAAGAUGUCCGCCGAGUAAACAGAGGUUCACAUAAGGACAUUGGCUGCUGAUGCUAACCUCACUGACCGUUAAAGCACAAGAGCAGGUGUCUUCUGCAGAGCUCUGGAAACGAAUAUCAGUACCUCUGGAGAACUAAGAGUCCACAAUGUCUCUGAGAAAUCUGUCAUUCAGAGUUCUUCUGUUCCUCGGGAUUUGUCAGGUUGGCCUUUGGGGUCUUGCCUCAGCCUACGAGCUGAAAGAGCAGCCUGAGAAAAUCGCCAUCAUUGGAGGAGGAAUCGGAGGAACAGCAGCAGCAUAUUUCCUCAGGCAGGAGUUCGGACCGUCCGUCCAUAUUGACGUGUAUGAAGCAGGAACUGUAGGAGGACGUCUUGCUACCGAGAACAUCAGGGGACACGAUUACGAGACCGGAGGGUCCAUCAUACACCCGCUUAAUUUGCAUAUGAAGCACUUUGUGGACAAACUGGGCUUGUCCACCCAUGAUGUCCCUACUAAGAUUGCUGUAUUCGACGGGAAGGCGCUGACCUUUGAUGAAAGCGACUGGUUCAUCGUGAACUUCCUGCGCAAGCUGUGGCGCUACGGCUUAAACUCCAUUAGCAUGCCUAAGUGGUUGGAGAGCAUUCUAAGUAAGUUUAUGAGGAUUUAUCAGUACCAGCAGUCUGGUUACUCCUUCUCCAGCAUGGAGCAGCUCCUGCAUGGCUUAGGUGGAGACAGCUUCCUGACCCUGCUCAAUCAGACACUGAAGGAGGUCAUGCUGGCUGAUGGCUUCUCUCAGGUCUUCAUUGACAACUUUGUGACUCCGCUCUCACGCUUUGCUUUCGGUCAGACUGCUGACCUCACCGCUCUUGUGGGUGCCGUGUCCCUGGCCUGUGCUGACUCUGGCCAGUGGGCAGUGGAUGGAGGAAAUAAGCGGGUUUGCUCUGAACUUCUGUCCCACAGCAAGGCUGAACACAUCCAGGCCCAGGUCACGGAUAUUUCUCUGAAGAUGAAGCCGUCCAAAAGCGGCACUGAAUCAAGCUUUUACGAGGUGAACUAUGUUGGUGACUCUGGCCCCGCCCACUCAAUUUAUGACAUUGUGAUCGUGGCCAUGCCCCUUCACGAAGGCCUCUCUGACAUCAGCUUCUCGGGCUUCUCACCUCCAAUCCCAUCUCACUUUCCUGGCCGCUUCCACCACCUUGUGACCACGCUGGUCCUGGGUCAGGUCAACAUGUCAUAUCUGGGGACCAGUCAGAAUCCAGCCGACUUUGAUGUCUCUGACAUUUUUACCACAGAUAAUGAGGCGCUGGCUUUUAAUAGCCUGUCCUCGGUGGACCCAACCCACCUUCCCCUGGAUUAUCAUCGGCCCCCAGCCAGCGAGAGCAAAGUUUGGAAGUUUUUUUCCCAGGAGCCGCUGUCUGAGGAACAGCUGCGGGAGAUCUUCGUGUCGUGGGAGGGGGUGUGGGAGAAGCGCUGGCUGGCUUACCCCUCAUACAGCUCUUCACCGCACCCCAUGCCACCGUUUAUCCUCCACGACCGUUUAUACUAUCUCAAUGCCAUCGAAUGGGCUGCCAGCUGCAUGGAAUUUAGUGCCGUCUCAGCCCGCAACGUGGCACUGCUCGCCUACCACCGCUAUCACAACCAGACAGACAAAAUUGACCAGGAGGACCUGCACACCCGCCUCCAUGAAGAGCUAUAAAGGAGGGGGGAGUAGAGUCCAGUCCUGGAGUGCCACAGCAGUGCUGAGUUUAACACUCAUCUUCAUUUAACUCACCUAAUUCAACUCAACAGAUUAUUAACAAAUUCUUCAUUAGAGUGCUAAAGGAAAAGGCCACUUUAUCACUCUACACUCAUUUUUUUCACUGAACGUCACUGGAUCCUCUAAAUUACGAGGCUGUUAAGAAGCUGAAAAAUGAAAUUUGCUACGUUCAAACUAACACUGCUGCACACUGAACUGACAUCAUAAGACACCGAGAGCACAAAAAUACCCCAAACAAACCAGCAGGUUUUAUCCAGUUAUAGUGAUGGUGCUUUGGUAGUAGCAGAGUAAAGUAGGAGCAGCUGGUGUUGAUAGACAAGUGUUACAGUUACAGUGUUGAAAGUUAAAAGUAGACUUUCGUGCAACAUCAGUAGUGGCAGCUUGCUAUCAGCAUGAAUGAAGCAAUGUUCAUCUUUCGUCUCCGUAACACCUUAACAAGCCUCAUAUUUUAAAGGAUCCAGUGACGUUUGGUGGAAAAAUGAACAUAGGUUUGGAAUCUUUCUUGUUUGGCACUGAAUUUUGAGAAUCUCUUUCAGUUCCUAGUAUGACUAGAGAAUGACACGACACCAGUUACAGAAUGAUGCAUGACUUCAGAAGUCAAUUACACAUUAAGCCGGCCACAACUAUCAGUUGUAUUGUGUUGUAUCACUAUAUUCUGAUUGGCUAGCCUCAUGUCCAUGUGUGUACGCACUUCCAUGCAGCAAGUUUUAUCAGUCCGGAACCUUUUGGAGUGAGACCAUUCACUGGAUUGAAGAAAGUUUAACAGCAUUGUGUGUUUAAAAGUUGUUUAAUAGUUUUCUUUGAAGCAUGUAGUAGCUUUUAAGUGAGAUAUUUUCAUGUUUGCCAGCGCAUUUGUUUUCCAUAAGUUUGUAUUGGUUGUAGUGCCCUCACAUAUCAUGCUAUAAUGGGGGUCUGUGAAGUAAAGUAGGAGUAGCUGGUGUUAAUAAAGCGCAUUAUUUUUAGAGCUGUCACAGUUAACAGGAUUAUUUAACACAGUUAAUGCAGUUUCCUAAUUGGAACAUUCAAGCCAUCUGUAGUUCCAGCCUGAAGUCCAGCUGCAGCCGUUCCUGCAGCCGUACAGACUGAGUCUGUAGUCCUCUUGUUCUAAUACACAAUUGAAAGGGCAGCUGUCAUUGAUGCCUCUCUUGAUUAAAGUUAUUUCCAUGUGCUACCCUGCCAUGAAUUUGCUUAUUACUGAAGUGCAUCAAGUCUAAAGUAUGCUUUACAAGUAAAGCACAGCACUGAUGCCGGUAAGAUCAGUAACAUUGGUAAUGUAAGCACUGGCAGACUACGCUGGUCAGUGCUCACAAGAAAACUAUAGACAAAUCAACAGAGUUCCUUCAAAACAAGAUGUAACUAAGUAGUAAGAGGUACAAGCGAGGAGAUGGAACAUGCAGCCACUGAUGCUCUCAGUAGUAGCAGUGCAGUUUAUAACUGUACAGCUGUACUGCAGACCUGCAACGUAGGUGGAGCUCAUAAGAUGGACAGUGAAAUACAAGGUGACUGACAUUUCUGCAAAGCUGUGGUCCUCCUGGACCUCAGGGGUACGGCAGGAGAAGUUCUUCUGAAAAGAGAUGUAGAAGAUGGUCAAAUUCAGUGCCUCUUUGAGUGAAUCAGUCUAUUGCUGUGCCUUCUAUUUUGAGUCGUGCUUAUGUGAACAUGUUUUCCUGAUUUGGCUUCUAGGCAAAAGAAGUGGAAGUAGUGCUAAUUUUUGAGUGGAUGAUACUAAAUAGAAAGAGGUGCUAAAAAGCUUUGUGAGAUCUACUGCUUGACUGUUUCACAGGUACUCAGGCCACGGCUCAUAUGAAAGAAGCUUGAAAAUAUUAAAAAUACUGAAAGUAUUACGUGAAUAAUAUGUGAAGGAGCAGAGAAAAGGAUCACACAACAUUUCAAAAAUUGCUUAAUUAUUUGAGCUUCCUUGCGCUUUAGAGAUCGCUACCUAUAGAUUAAACAGGAGUUCUGUGGAUGAAGGCCAAAAACCCUUAAUUAGCGUAAUUGAUUGUUAAAGGAACACUUUUGGCAAUAUAUCAAGUUUACAUUUUCCACUUGCCCCAGAUGUCGUCUGUCAGCUGAGACGUUUGGUGUCCUGAUUUUUCUUCCUUAGUUUAGCGCUGGAGCUACAAGGCUAAUAUUGCUAGCGAGCACUAGAUGUCAGUAGUUACCCAAAUCUCUUUUGUGAUCGUGUGAUUUAAACUUCUCUCAGUCCACUCAAACUGCGUCCAGAUCUUCAUUAAGGUUGUACAGACUUGUCAGUGUGGUUUAGGUUACAGUAUUUUGGUUGGGCUAUUGACUUCUAGUGUGAGCUCCAGUGCACAACUAAAGAAGCAAAAUUUGGGCACCAAACAGGUCAGGGCUGAUGUGAGUGAAAAACUGUCAGUUUCAUUUGCUGCCAAACAAUUCAAGUUAACUUUCAUUCAGAAUUAGCAGCUUUAGCAUUGUGAUCCUUUUUUUUUGCCUGUAAAGUGCUCCUUUAAGAAGCAGCUGUAUUGGCUUACCUUACUCAGACUCUUCAAAAUAGUUUUGUCCGCAGCAGCACUAACGAUCUUUUUCCCUUUUUCUGCCGUCAGAAAUGCUGCUCUGUAACAUUUACUGAAGGCUAAGAGGUAUAUCCACUGAGAAAGCACUGCAAUAUUCACAUUUGCUAGCACUUUAUAUUGUAGAUGCACUUUCUUUCUUGAUUUUUUUUUUUACCAAUUCUAAAGGUUUUGCCCUACAAAGUUGUUUUAAAAUUGAUCAAAAACAAUUGUGUAAUCAGCCCUGAAAGAGUAAAACAGACCUGCUGCACUUUGUUUUCUUUGCUUUUCCCUUUACUGUGAAAAGAGUUUUAUUAGGGGGAUGAUUUAUGCAAACUGAAUUGUCUGUUUGAUCUGAGGUAUAAUUUGAAAUUUGCACAUAAACUCAAAGUUGUAUGCAAAAGUUGCAUACUUUCUUAAUUUUCUAAGACAAAAUAAAUUAACACAUCCUCUACA
This is a messenger RNA of Colossoma macropomum (tambaqui), 4859 nucleotides long. RefSeq names its product prenylcysteine oxidase-like. Gene Ontology annotation, biological process: prenylcysteine catabolic process; prenylated protein catabolic process. The record is from RefSeq and is a predicted model, not a curated record. Bases 304 to 1830 code for a protein of 508 amino acids. The transcript is spliced from 7 exons. Gene Ontology annotation, molecular function: prenylcysteine oxidase activity. Lineage: Eukaryota; Metazoa; Chordata; Actinopteri; Characiformes; Serrasalmidae.